Molecule: messenger RNA, 459 nt
Organism: Anopheles marshallii
Lineage: Eukaryota; Metazoa; Arthropoda; Insecta; Diptera; Culicidae
Gene: ORMDL
Product: ORM1-like protein
Exons: 3
Coding region: 1-459 (152 amino acids)
Biological process (GO): negative regulation of ceramide biosynthetic process; ceramide metabolic process; intracellular sphingolipid homeostasis
Cellular component (GO): endoplasmic reticulum membrane
Source: RefSeq, a predicted model, not a curated record
AUGAUUGCCGGUGGUAAUGGCGAUCCAAACCCCAACUCGUCCUGGCUUGAUUCGCGUGGUUUAUGGCUUGCGUAUGUCUUGGGCAUUACUAUCUUUCACAUCGUGCUGCUAGCAAUACCGUUUGUGCAGAUCCCGUACGCUUGGACGAUUACGAACAUCUCUCACAAUCUGGCGCAUUUGUACUUUCUACACUCGAUCAAAGGCGCACCAUGGAUGAGCAUCGAUGCGGGUGAGAAUCGUAAAUACACCCACUGGGAACAGAUCAACUGUGGUGAGCAGUUUACGACGACGAGAAAAUUCCUGACCGCUGCCCCAAUUAUCCUGUUCCUUCUGACAUGUCUUUACACGCGCAAUGAUAACGACCAUUUUAUCGUCAACUUCAUCUCGCUCGUAGUGGUUCUCGUGCCAAAGCUUCCCCAAUUCCAUGGGGUACGCUUGUUUGGUAUUAACAAAUACUGA